AUGAUCGACUUUUCAUAUGAAGCUUCCUAUGUGAAAUUUUGGGUCCAUUCACACGCGGUCUUUUUAAAUGAUUCGCAUUUUCUAGUUCGUAAUGUCUUUAUUCAACCGCGGUUAUUUCUCCGUUUUAAAGUAUUGAUGGAUACUGACAUACUUAUCGGUAUAGGAACCGCAGUAGGAGCGGUUGCCGUAGCCAUCUUCACGGCCGCCUUUGCUCCACGCCAGCGAAACCGUACGGUCAGAACAAUGGAAGUAAUGAUAGACGAAAAAACGGGACAGAAAAAUGCCGAAAUUGAGGACCUUAAACAAAAGUUGAAAAAGGUAGAAAAAGCGCGAACUUCCGAAAUUAAGGGUCUUCGUGAAGAGUUGGAAAAGAUGAAGGAUGCGCGAACUGCUGAGAUUGAGGCCCUUAGCGAAAGAUUGAAAAAGACGGAAGAGGCACGAGCUGCCGAGAUUGAGAGUCUUCGUAAAGAGUUGAACAUGGCGAAAGAGCAAGCUGCCUGGAUCCAAAGCAUUCCUCCAGAGAUAACGCCAACCAAAGAGCAAUUUGAAGAGGCUAAGUCUAUGCUCAAGGACCCUGACGGCCAUUUUUAUCAUUUCGCUGUUGCCGGAUAUACUGGCACUGGGAAAUCUUCUUUAAUCAAUGCUCUCCGAGGUUGUAACGAUACAGAUGACGAUGCGGCUAAAGUUGACAUUGUUGAAGCAACUGUGGACGUAAAUCGAUAUCCAGACGGAAGCUCGGCAUUAAAUAAGUUUGUAUGGUAUGAUAUUCCAGGUGCUGGCACACAAACAAACAAGCAGUGGCAGUAUUUCAAUAAUAAAAAGCUUUUUAUUUUUGACUUUAUUAUUAUCUGUUGGAAAGACCGAAUCACGGAGAUCGAUAUGCAAAUCCUCAAUUCUUGUAAAACGUGGAACAUACCUACCUUCCUUGUUCGCACAAAUUCUCGGACACAAAUCCGUAACCUAAUGCUAAGCAACAAACUUACAGAGAAAGAAGCAAUCGAAGAGCUUAAAGUUAAGACACGCGCAACUGUCGAAAAAAAUCUCAAAGACGGCAAUUAUAAUGAACCGAACAAGAAGGUUUAUAUCAUUGAUAGACAUAUCUUGGGCAACAUUAUUUCAAGUGCUACACAGGCGUUAAACUCCAUAAAAGAUUUAGAAGAUUUUACUGAGUUGCAUUCGAUAGAAGAUUUUACAAAGUUGCUUUCGAUAGAAGAUUAUCGUAUUAUAAUUAAUGAAGGUAAUGUUCGCAUAACAGUAAAUGCAGAAAGCGAAAUCAAUCUUUUAAGAGAUUUACUUAAAACAGCUAAAGACCGUCGAAAGUAG
Molecule: messenger RNA, 1323 nt
Organism: Paraglomus occultum
Lineage: Eukaryota; Fungi; Glomeromycota; Glomeromycetes; Paraglomerales; Paraglomeraceae
Source: the annotation of a GenBank genome assembly